GCGGUAAACAUCAUUCAAACAAGUGUGCUUCUACGAUACAGUUGCAAUAACCAAAUAACUUCCACUAGUCCUCUUAUACGAGUCGAGCACAAGUGACAGUUACUUUUGAAUUCCUUCAGUGCAACUCACAACUGUAAACACAAAAAGCAACAGCAUGUCAAGCCAAAUGUUCGUAAUCGUUUGCUUCGCCACCCUUUUGAUCGCCGCUGCGCAAUCCAGCAACGCUAUGGCUGUGCCACCAUUCUGCCAAUCGGGCAUGGUGGAGGAUAUGCCACCACACAUCCAAAAAGUCUGCUCGGCACUCAACAAUUCGGAACAAUUGGCUACAGCGUUGAAAUCGUACUUGAAUAGCGAGGCGGCAGCUCUGCUUACCGAUCAGGCGCCCUUGAAGCGUUCCGAUGUUGAUCACGUUUUCUUGCGUUUCGGCAAAAGGCGUUAAAUUUCCAGCGCCGAUAAUGUUGCCACCGCCACCAAUACAUAUUAACCAACAGUUGACCGUUGAUGGACGCCAUGAUUUGCAACACAAACACACACACUCAAGCACGACCGCCAUGUGAAUAACCAACAAUAACAAACGACCAAUUAUUGCAAAUGAAAAUUAAAAAAAUUCGCUUUAAUUUAAUCAAAAUUAUUUAACCAUAAAAUAAAUUAAAACUUAUAGCAGAAUUUUAUGGCAAAAUAAAAAAUGCAAGCACUAAAUUUGCAAACAAAAAUAUUUUUAAAUAAAAAAAAUUAUGAAAUUUAUUAAAUUAAUUAUUAGACUAAACAAAUAUUUUGUAUGUAUGCAUAAUACAAAUUCUUAAGUUGAUCUCUUUAUAAUGAAUUACAAUUUUCUGUACUUGUGCAUCUGGAAUAUAUGCUUAUAUAUAACAUACGCGUAUACACAUCAGAAAUGUUGGGAGCUUGUAAAAAUCGAAAAAAAAAAAAUAAUUAUAAAACAAUUUUUAAAACUAA
Bactrocera neohumeralis is the source of this 954-nucleotide messenger RNA. It is a transcript of the gene Ms, whose product is annotated as dromyosuppressin. The record is from RefSeq and is a predicted model, not a curated record. Lineage: Eukaryota; Metazoa; Arthropoda; Insecta; Diptera; Tephritidae. Bases 155 to 439 code for a protein of 94 amino acids. The transcript is spliced from 3 exons.